Molecule: messenger RNA, 606 nt
Organism: Durusdinium trenchii
Lineage: Eukaryota; Dinophyceae; Suessiales; Symbiodiniaceae
Source: the annotation of a GenBank genome assembly
AUGACCUCAGACUUGAAGGAACGUGCCAAGGUCGGACGGCGUGGCGUCUUCGGCACAUGUGCUGAUCGUUUCUAUCGAAGCCCCUUGAACGCCAAGGAAGGCCCUGAAGUGGAUUGGGACGGUGGCAACGCGGCCAUGGGCAAGGACCCCACCUCGCCCGAAGCCAGGUCUUCCUUCAAGUCCACCUCUCCGCGCAUGCGUCGCGAACGGGCCAAGGAGGUGGAUGUGGUCACGUUGGGUGACAUCUCAACCCCGGUCACACCGGCGCAGUUGGUGGAGCCCAGCUAUCGCUCGCCGUACCGGAUACCCAGGUCAGAGCACUUGUCAUUCGGCUCCGGACAGACCCGUUUCACCGAGAAGCAGGACGUUUUCGGCCCAGUCUUGGAAGGCCCUGCGCCCAACCAGUACAACACGAUCGCCUCAAAGAGGCACAUCCAAGGAGCUGCGUCGCUCAAGGACAAGCGGAAGCCCAUGCUGGUGGGCUCAACAGCCAGCAGUGUGGGUCCAGGAAGUUAUGGCGAGCAUGUGGACACGAUGCUGUUGAAGAAGACCUACAAUGUGACGACCCAGGCUCGCAGCAUCAUCUCCUCCAACCGACCUGAGUGA